AUGCCAGGCUGGUCCGGCCUCGAACCCUUCGUGGGCUCAAAGGUUCCGGUUGAAGAAUUGCAAGAGAAGAUUCACCUAGCCAUCUCUCGGCAUGCCAAUACUAUCUCCGCGACAGGCUCUCACGAGCUUGAAAAGCAAUGGUACAGAUCAGUGGAAGACAACCUCAACAAACUCGACGAAUUCCAGAGGUGCGUGAGCAGAGUGAGCUCCGCACUUGGUCGUCAGAUUCAGGAGGAAAGAGACCAUCUAAGAAGUAAAAUCAAGAAAGAUGUGGAUGAGAUGGCAACAUCAGCUUCUCAAAGAGCCAGAUCUGUGCAGACGCAAACGGUGCCCAUGUUUGCAAGUGACAUCACCACUUUGGCCCUGAUUUGGUUCGAGAUCCCGUCUCUCGAAAAGCACACAUCCCAGAGGUUGCAGAAUGUGCUCUCGGAUGUAAGUGCUAGACAAGAUGGAGCGUCGUUCCUGUUUGACCUUGGGCGGCACUUGCAGGAAGGUGUUGCCGAGGAGGGGGAUGCAUCCGAUGGCACAAUGAGUCGACCGACUGCGGCACGAAGGCUUGUGAGUGAACUAAAGCAAUAUUUCCGCGCUGUGGACAACCUUCAGUACAACCGCGCAACGCAAAAGAUGCAGAAAGCGCCAGAUGCUUGUGUCAGCGAGUUGCGCUCGAAGAGCAUAGAGAGCGACCAAGAGAUGCCAGUGGAUUCGCAGGACCUUGCCGAUGGCUUGAGGACUUUCCUGGCCCACUAUGGCCGGAUGUAUGAUGAGUUGAAACGAGACGAAUUGGACAUCUCAAAGGUUCUUGCAAAGAGCCGGGCAAGGGUGAGUGAGCUCCUCCAACAGCACAGUGUCGGUUGGCAUGUCGAUCCGAAGGUAGUCAAGCAGGACAUUCCGGAACUGUUGGCUUACGUUUUCAUGCAUUACACUAUGACCUCAACCAAUGAUGCAUAUCUCCGGCUCGUAGCGGGUGCUAUCGCAGAGGGCAAGGACCAGGACUUGGAAGCUGGGAUUCGAACCCCACAUAACAUACAGGUUCUGGCAGUCCUCCGCUUCUUUGGCUUUGGUGACAAAGAUGCGGGUCCCAUGCUUGCGAACCAGCUUGUUCAAGUGGAGACUGGUGGAGGAAAAUCGUUGAUUUUGGGCUCGGCGGCCACGGUUUUUGCCCUUCUCGGAUUUCGUGUCCGUGUAGUUUGCUACUCGAACGAUCUCAGCAAGAGGGACGAGAGUGAGUUCAGGCAGACCUUUACCGAUUUCGGGGUUCUUCAACUCAUCAAGUACAGCAGAAUCACCACCUACAGUGAAGAUCUCGUAGCAACUCUCGGCGACACCAGGUCACUGACACGACAGCUUCUGCAAGGUGAUGCGCCUGUUGCCCCUGCCCCGAAACAUCACGAUUUGCCGGAAGUUCUCCUGUUCGAUGAGGUGGAUGUAUUCAUGAGCCCCUCAUACCUUGGGAAGACACAUGAUCUUAUGGCAAGAUGGCACCACAAGCAUCUGCAGGACAUCUUAAGGGAGCUAUGGGCCCGCCGCAGUGAGGUAACGUCCCUCAAUGAUGCGAGCCUGCUUUGUGAUGACCUCCGGUCCAGCCGGGAAUACCUUGGCCUUGUCCGUUCCUUCAAAGACGCUGCGUACGUGAUUGACACGCAGGUGGCCUCGAUGUGCACGAGCCUUUAUGAAUACAUGCAGAAAGUGCCUCCGAUUCCUUACUUCGAUGACGCCCAGCAAUGCGUGGGCUACAAGGUCCAUGAUGCAAUUGAUUGCGCAGCAGUUGAUGGUUACAAAACUGCAUUUGCUUUGUUGGCGAACCACAAUCGAUUGACAAAUGCCUCCCAGAAGCUUGAUGAGAACCUGGCAAUGCUUGUGCCGUGUGGCCAGUUCUCUUAUGCGAACAUAAACCCCAGCUACAUCUUUGGAGUGUCAGGAACGGUCGCACAGCUUGAUAUGUACCAGCGUGCAGAAGUCGUUAGAUAUGGAAUUCUUGCUUACACAACGGUUCCGUCCGUCUUUGGCAAGUCUGACUUUCGAUUUUUGGAACAAGACGAUGCAAUCAAGGUUUUCGCAGCUACCGAUUACUUUCAGGCCAUCGCGGUGGCCAUCAAGCAGGUGAUCCUGAAGAAGCGUGCCAUCAUUGUUUUCUUCGAGAGCGCGCCGAUCUUGAGAAAUUUCAUGGCAUCCUCGUUUGGAUCUGCGCUGCCUACGUCCCCGCAACUACUAGUAGAGGACCUGGUACAUGAUGAAAAGCUUCGUCGAACCAAGAAAGCAGCCGUUACAGGCCAGAUAACUCUUGCAACAUCUGUGUUCGGUCGCGGUAGUGAUUUCACUUCCUAUGACAGCAGAUUGCAGGAGAAUGGGGGGUUCACGUCCUGUACACCUUUGUCCCACGCACGGCAAGCGAGGAGUGGCAGGGUCAGGGGAGGACUGCCAGGCAAGGGCAAAAAGGUUCCUUUGGUCUCCUUCUCAAUGCCGAUGACCUGA
Molecule: messenger RNA, 2472 nt
Organism: Symbiodinium sp. CCMP2592
Lineage: Eukaryota; Dinophyceae; Suessiales; Symbiodiniaceae
Source: the annotation of a GenBank genome assembly